Aspergillus terreus NIH2624 is the source of this 2430-nucleotide messenger RNA. Its product is annotated as transcription factor domain-containing protein. The record is from RefSeq and is a predicted model, not a curated record. Gene Ontology annotation, molecular function: zinc ion binding; DNA-binding transcription factor activity, RNA polymerase II-specific; DNA binding. Lineage: Eukaryota; Fungi; Ascomycota; Eurotiomycetes; Eurotiales; Aspergillaceae. Gene Ontology annotation, biological process: DNA-templated transcription; regulation of DNA-templated transcription. Bases 1 to 2430 code for a protein of 809 amino acids. The transcript is spliced from 4 exons.
AUGCAGAACCAUUACUUUCGCCCAUCGACUAGCCAGAGCCAACCGGGCGGUUCUUAUGACCUUCCACCCGUGCAGUCGGUGACUUCGCCCGCUGGUCCCUUCCAGCAUGGCCCUCCUCCGCCGCAUCUUUCCGCUCCGCCCAGUCGGCCGGAUAGCGGACUGCGCAUGCCGCAUCUUCUGCAGCCGCUGCCACACCCAUUGCAGAAUCCCUCUCCCCCUCAACCGCCGGUCUACUCGCGAUCCUAUGAAUCCAGUGGAUCGCCCGCCGACGGAGCGACCAUCCUACAGGAUGCGCAGUCGCUGAACGGCUCUGCGUCGGGUCUCAUGGGUCAAUCCGCAGGCGCGGGGCAGCAACAUCCGCAUCAACCCCUACAGCAGAAGAGAGCCUAUCGGCAGCGCAGGAAGGACCCCAGCUGUGAUGCCUGUCGGGAGCGCAAAGUCAAGUGUGACGCCUCGGAAUCGUCCAGCUGCACCGAAUGUACCAAUCGGAAAGUGCGCUGUCAGUUCACCAAGGAGACCAACCGGCGCAUGUCGUCUAUCAAACAAGUACAAGACCUGGAGAAACAGCUGUCCUCCACCAGACAACAGCUGCAACAAUUGCGCUCGGGUAUGCUACGGUCUGAUAACCUGAUGGAUCUCGACAUCGAUGGAACGGGUCAGCCCCAGUUGAAACUCCCCGACCUGGGGUAUCGGCCCUCGCGCCGCCCCAAGGCGCCGGUCACGCAGGAUCUCACCGAAGCGCGAGCAAAUCUGAGAAACUACGGGCGAGGCAUCAUCAAAGUCCCGGCGCCAUAUCGUCCGCAGGGUUCGAAGUCACUGUUGGCCAGCGACCCCCCUGCGCUCCCUUCGAAAGAGGUUGCGGACCGUCUUCUCGCCCAGUAUUUCUCCUGCAUCCACUCCGUGCUACCGGUCAUCCAUUGGCCAAGUUUUGUCGUCGAUUACGAAAAGGUGUAUGAAGCUGGGUCUCUCCUUGGUGUCCCGAGGGAAUGGGCGGCCGUGCUAUUUGGGAUUUUCGCCUGCGGCUCCCUACACACCUUGGAUGACGCGCGCGAACGAAAUGGCAAGGAAUUUAUACGGAUUUCGUGCGGGGUGAUCGACGUAUGGCAGGACGACUUCACGUUAGACCAGGCGCGCGCGGCUCUGCUGGCUAGCAUUUUCCUUUAUGAGGUGAACGCGAAAUCGGCUAGUUGGGUAUGGAUUGGCUCCGCGGUGCGAGUGGCGCAGGAGAUCGGACUGCAUUUGGAAUCUGGCCCAUGGUCUGUCCUCGACGGUGAAAUACGCAAGCGGGUAUGGUGGGGGAUGUAUGCGUGGGACAGGCUGCUGGCUUUGGAAAUGGGAAAGCCUGUUCUGAUCAACGAUCAAGACUGCGACGUUGGUCUCCCGUGUCCGGUGGAAGAACAAGGCAUCGAAGGCGGAUGCGUGCCGGAGAGUCAACAGACGACUCCGCUUCUCGCCACGAUUCAUGUCGUGCGAUCGAUUGGCCAGCUAUGUCGGACACUGAGAAGCUGCAGCAUCAGCCCCGCCACGAUAGACACCUUUGAACGUCACUUCCACGCGUGCCUCGCCGUUUUCCCACCGCAAUACCACCCUACGUCCGACCAGUAUCUCGAUCCCCGGUGCCUCGCUCCCGUUGUCCACCUCCAGAACGCCCGUCUCAUCCUCCAUCGUCAUAACAUCUCCCCCUACUGCACCCCCGAAGUUCGCGCGUCGGCCCUGGAUUAUUGCAUGUCCACCUGCAAAGAUACCGCCAGCUUGCUCAUGCGUUGCAUGCGAACACCGCCCGGUCACACAGAUGUCGAUGACUGGCGGCCAUUGCUGGCGUCAUCCGCAAACACCAUCCUCUGCACGCACAUCUGGCGCUGCGUUCUACUGCUCCUUCUGCGUCAAGAGUUCGCCGCCGCGCUGGUCUGUGUGCAGGCUCUGGCUGUAGUCGGAGACUCGCGCGUGGUGAACGCGGCGUGUGGACGGUACAUUGCGUUCUUCCUCCACCAGCUGCUCGAGCGAGUCCAGCGCCCGGAAUCCGUGGACCCCGAACGCGACGAGGAACUGAUGGUCUACGCAUCGGGUGAUAUGCAAGGCUCCAAUGACGGCAGCUGGGCGUGGCAGGGAAGCGAGACCGGAUCCCAGCUGGAGGCCGCACUCGACGGUCCACCUCCCCACCCGCACCCGGGUGGACGGGACAAUCUGUCCACGGGGGAGGCGGAGAGCUGGGAAGGUUGGGAGUGGGUCGAAAAGACGAUCCAGUAUUUCCUGAGCGAAAAACAACGACAGCAAGCCCAGCCGCAGCCGAUGGAUUACGAACAGCGCCCCGUCUCGCCGCGUGUGAAGUCGAGUGAAUCGGCUUACCCUAGUCCUGAAAGACCGGCCAGUACUGACGAAGCGGCUGCGCAGCGGACGGCUUCCCGAAUGACCAUUGCGAGCAUCAUAUAA